Messenger RNA from Calliphora vicina (urban bluebottle blowfly), 2616 nucleotides. RefSeq names its product alpha-1,3-mannosyl-glycoprotein 2-beta-N-acetylglucosaminyltransferase (gene Mgat1). Bases 1129 to 2556 code for a protein of 475 amino acids. Gene Ontology annotation, biological process: protein N-linked glycosylation. NCBI's taxonomy places the organism in Eukaryota, Metazoa, Arthropoda, Insecta, Diptera, Calliphoridae. Gene Ontology annotation, molecular function: alpha-1,3-mannosylglycoprotein 2-beta-N-acetylglucosaminyltransferase activity. The record is from RefSeq and is a predicted model, not a curated record. The transcript is spliced from 6 exons. Gene Ontology annotation, cellular component: Golgi apparatus.
CGCGUAUUUUUUUUGUCGAACACACAAGAAAUAUUUUUUUUGCAUUUCUCCAGAGAAAACAAAGAUUUUUAACAAUUUAUUGAAUAAAACACGUAUAAAAAACAACAAAUAAUUGUUAUAACAGAGAAAACAAAGUAGUAGAGGAAAAGAUUAAAUAAAUAGUGGAGUGCAAAAAAAUACUGGGAGGAAUUUAAUAUUUUUUUUUUCCAUUAAUUAGCAAGUGACGGGAAAAAAUUUAUAAAAAACAAUAGAAACAACUACAAUAAUAAAUAAAAAAUAGAGACAAAAUAACUAAUUAAAGAGCAAGGGCAUAUUGAUACAAUUAAAAUGAUAAGAAACAUUUUGUAACCAACAACACGGCAAAAAACUAUUUAGGGCUGCUUGGGCUGACUGACUCUUCUUCAAUAGUUAGCAGCGACAGCAUCGCUAGCUAAAAACAACAACACAACUACUAACGGCGGUGUAUUAAUUAAAGUGUUUACGUGUAGUUCUCUGUUGAUUAUUGUAAUUAUUGCUAUUAUUGGUGCGGAUGACGGUGCUGGUGAAGGUGGCUUUUUGGAAUCAUUAGAAAUAGAUCACACACAUGCACAGGGGGUGCACGAAACAGCAAGAGCAACAAAUUAUAUGUAGCGUUUUCUAAAUGUUUCAUAUUUAUAGGGAGACUGAAUGAAACCUUAUGGGAAUUACUAUAAUUAAGUAUCUACGUCAACCAUAACAUUUGUUGGAAAACUCACAAACAGUUCUUCAUUCACUGGAGUAGUGCUAGAAUUCGUGCUGAUUGACGUGUAUUAUUGAAGAAGAAUUUUUAAAAGCAAAAGUUUAAAAAAAAUUAUUGGAAAUGUCAUAAAACUAAUGAAACGCCAGCACAACAUGUUGAAAACUGGGUUACACUAUAACUUGCCGUAAAAUUAAGACUUUAAUUCCACAAUGCUGUGAUAAAUUGAAAUCGAAUAGUUAGAAAUUUGGAAUUGUCUCGAAUUAUCAAGUUGCCACUUUAAAUGACCAAACAUUAACAAAAGAAAAUCUCAACUAAACAAAACUCCCGCUCCCUCCCACCUUACAAAUCAACAACAACCAAGAGAAAUCAUUGUACAUUGCCAAACAAACAAACAAACAAAACAGAAAAACAUGCGUUCAAAGAAAUUCCUAAUUAUAGCCGGUUUUCUAGUAACAUGGACAUUUAUAGUUUUCUAUUUUGUGCCCCGUACAAAUACGAAAUUUCCUCUAGUACCCAAUAGAUUGCAAAAACUAGAACAAGAUGCCCGCCAAGAGUAUCGCAAAAGUGACAAAUUAAUGGUCAAUCUGUUGGGCAUACUGAAAACAAAAUAUCCCAAUGACAAUGAACCAGCUACAGAAAAAGAUAUUGCCAUUAUAGCCUUACCCAAUAAUCAACCCAUACAGCAGCCUCCUGCCUCUAAUGAAAAACAGGAAAACAUAUUGGAGCAACCCAAUGAUACCGAAACGAAUUUAGCCCUAAAUACCCAGCAGCCAGUAACGCCACCCACAAAAACUCAUCUCAGCAAUGGCCAACCCAUUAUACCCGUUUUGGUAUUUGCCUGCAAUCGUGUUUCCAUUUCCAAAUGUCUGGAUAAUCUCAUUAAAUAUCGUCCUAGCAUGGAACAAUUUCCCAUUAUCGUGUCCCAAGACUGUGGCGAUGAGGCCACUAGAAAUGUUAUCUUAUCCUAUAAAGAGCAGGUGUCACUAAUACAACAGCCCGAUCAAUCGGAUAUAUUUGUACCGCCAAAAGAGAAGAAAUUCAAGGGUUAUUAUAAAAUCGCCCGACACUAUGGCUGGGCCUUGAAUAAUACUUUUGGCAAGGGCUAUGAUUAUGUUAUAAUUGUAGAGGAUGAUCUCAAUGUGGCUCCUGACUUUUAUGAGUAUUUCUCGGGUACUCAUCAUUUAUUAAAACAGGAUCCUUCUUUGUGGUGUGUUUCUGCCUGGAACGAUAAUGGCAAAGCUAAUUUAAUUGAUGCCUCGCAUGCGGAAUUGUUAUAUCGUACGGAUUUCUUUCCCGGCUUGGGUUGGAUGUUAACCAGGGAUCUGUGGCAUGAGUUGUCACUUAAAUGGCCAAAAUCAUUUUGGGAUGAUUGGAUUCGUCAUCCGGAACAAAGAAAAAAUCGUGUUUGCAUACGUCCGGAAAUAUCAAGAACUCGUACGUUUGGCAAAGUUGGUGUAUCAAACGGUCUGUUUUUCGAUAAAUAUCUACGUUACAUUAAAUUGAGUGAGGAAUUUGUACCAUUUACAAAAAUGAACUUAAGUUAUUUAUUAAAGGACAACUACGAUAAAACAUUUGUAAAAGAAAUCUAUACGUAUCCCAUAGUAACGUAUGAUGAAUUGCGACGUGAAUUAAUAAAACGUGAUGGACCCGUUAGAAUACAAUACAAUACCAGAGAUCAGUACAAAAGAACAGCCAAAAUGCUGGGUCUAAUGGACGACUUAAAGAGUGGUGUACCACGUACUGCCUAUCAUGGUAUUGUUUCGUUUUUCUUUAAUAAACGACGUGUCUAUUUGGCACCGAAUGUCAAUUGGAAGGGUUAUGAUUUAUCGUGGAGCUAACAGAAUUUUAUCAUUUUAAGUUUAUCUUAGUUUUAGUUUAGUUUUCUAUUGUAUUUAUUA